AUGGCUUCUUCGUCUCAACGUUCAGUGAAGAACUAUUUUACGAAAGUACCGAAAUCAAGUGUAGCUUCUUCUAGUCAACCUAACCAGGAAGCAAAUGCCAACCAUUCAGAAGUACCAUUACCUUCUUCUCAGCAUGAGUAUCCUCAAACGAAUAUUUCUGGAUCAAUGCGCCGUUUUAAUUCUGAAUGGUUUGAUGAUGUAUAUCAUGAUUGGUUGGAGUAUAGUGUUAGUAAAGAUGCAGUCUAUUGUUUGUAUUGUUAUCUAUUUAAAGGCUACAACACCAAUCAAGGUGGGGGUGAAAUAUUUUCAACUGUUGGGUUUAAGAGUUGGCAGAAAAAAAAGAAUCUUGGAAAACAUAUUGGUCUACCGAACAACCCACAUAACCAGUCAAAAAAGAAAUGUCAAGAUUUAUUGCGGGUACAACAGUCUAUUCAUUUUGCACUUGAGAUGCAAUUUAGUCAAUUUAAGCAUGCGUAUUUGGUCCGCUUAAGUGCUUCCGUUGAUGUAGUAAGACUUCUUAUAACUCAAGGAUUGGCAUUUCGAGGUCAUGAUGAAUCUAAAUCAUCACUUAGUAGGGGUAAUUUUCUUCAAAUUCUCUCAUGGUAUGCGAAAAAGUGUGAUAAUAUUCGUGAUUAUGUACUGGAACAUGCUCCUCAAAAUGAUCAAAUGACUUCUCCAAUGAUUCAAAAAGAUAUUGUGAGUGCUUGUAAGAUAGAAACAAUUAAAGCUAUUCUUGAGGAAUUAAAUGGUGACUACUUUUCUUUACUAGUUGAUGAGUCUUUUGAUGUAUCACGCAAGGAGCAAAUGGCUAUUGUCUUACGAUAUAUUGAUAGAAAUGGAUUUGUGAUGGAGCGGCUUCUUGACAUUGUUCAUGUUCAAGAUACUAGUGCUUUAUCUCUAAAGAGGGCAAUUGUUAAUUUACUUGCUCAACAUUCCUUAAGUCUAUCAUAUGUGCGUGGACAAUGUUACGAUGGGGCAAGCAAUAUGCAAGGUGAGAUCAAUGGCCUUAAAAUGUUGAUUAGGCAAGAAAGUAGAUCAGCCCAUUCCAUUCAUUGUUUUGCUCAUCAACUUCAACUAACUCUUGUUGCGGUCUCGAAAAAAUGUAUUGAAGUGGGAAAACUUGUAGUGCUGGUUUCAAAUAUUUUGAAUGUAUUGGGAUCUUCUUUUAAGCGUAUGGAUGAAUUUCGAGAUUCUCAAAAAGAAAGAAUUCAAGAGGCACUAGAUUUGGGUGAGCUUACAACCGGUAGUGGCUUGAAUCAAGAACUUGGUCUUUCAAGAGCUUGUGAUACGCGUUGGGGAUCUCAUUUUAAAUCUUUCAACAAUUUUAUUCUUAUGUUUGGCUCUAUUCUUAAUGUUCUUGAAUCACUUGUUCUUGAUGCACGAUUAUUGGAUGAAAGAGCCAAGGCAAUGGGAUAUCUUGAAGCUUGUCGAACAUAUGAGGUUGCGUUCAUGUUGCAUUUGAUGAGUGAUGUUUUAGCAAUCACAAAUGAGCUUAAUAAAUGCUUACAAAAAAAGGAGCAAGAUUUGGCAAAUGCCAUGUUACUUGUUGAAGUAGCAAAAAUAAGGUUGCAAGCAUAUAGGGAUGAAGAAUGGGAUUCUCUUAUUGCUAGGGUGUCUUUGUUUUGUAUCAAGCAUGAAAUUUUGACUGAUUUAGGGUUUGAGUUUGAGAGGAGAGGGGACAAAGGCGUGGGGAACAGGGGUAACGUGGGUGUCAGAGGCGUGGGUGGAGACGAAGUUAAGUGGAAUGUGUCAGACGAGUGGGGAGCAGAGGUGGAGUGA
This is a messenger RNA of Lycium barbarum (goji berry), 1779 nucleotides long. RefSeq lists its product as uncharacterized. The record is from RefSeq and is a predicted model, not a curated record. Lineage: Eukaryota; Viridiplantae; Streptophyta; Magnoliopsida; Solanales; Solanaceae. The transcript has 4 exons. Bases 1 to 1779 code for a protein of 592 amino acids.